AUGCAGCAAGGUGCAUAAGAAGCCCGCGGUUUCCUUCGGCUUUUGCGGCUUUAGCGUUCUGUCUAGGUUUGAAAUGUGUUCAGCCUCUUUGCCCUCCCCCGUUCGAUACGCAGAGCGAAUCCGAUUUGAGAUCCGAACGCAGACCCGAACCAAGAAAGCAACUCAGAGGCCAGCGCCCCGAGGGGCGGAGCGAAGGGGGAACCCGCCCUCUGGCGGCAGGGGCCAAUCAGCGCGGGCGUUGAGCCGGCCAAUCAGAGCGGGCAGGGGAGGCCUGCCAAUGAGCGCGGGGCCGCUCGGGAGGCGGAGCUCGGAGCGCGGCCGGGAGGGCGACGCGGCUGCUGCAGCCAUGGGCUCUGGGCCUGCGGGGGAGCGGAGGGGGCGCGAGGACCGGCCGGACCUGGCGGGAGAGACGGCUGCAGGGACCCGCCCUAGACGCUGAGCCGCGGUGGGAUCCCCGCCAGGGAGGCACCUCAAGGGAGCCGGGCAGCCGCCGGCCACUUCAGGGGGUCCGCCUCGCCUCCGGGGCAGUCGAGAGGGCCUUGGGGGGCACAUCUGGGGGUGCGGUGACCCGCCCGGCGCGUUUCGGGGGUCGGGGCGCGUUUGGCAGGGGGCACCUGGAGCCCGACGCCGCCUCUGUCGAGCCCCGGGGCGCCCCUGGAUGGCUGCGCUGUGCCCUCGCCGGCCGCCCGGGCGCCGCAGCGGCUGAGCUCGCGGGGAUCGCCGGGCCGCCGCCGCCCUCGCCACCCGCUGCAUGCCCGGCGCCCGGGUCGCGGCCCACCUGGACGCACUGGGCCCCCUGGUCCCCUACGUGCCGCCGCCGCUGCUGCCCUCUAUGUUCUACGUGGGCCUGUUCUUCGUCAAUGUGCUGAUCCUGUACUACGCCUUUCUCAUGGAGUACAUCGUCCUCAACGUGGGCCUCGUCUUCCUGCCCGAGGACAUGGACCAGGCGCUCGUGGACCUCGGCGUGCUCUCAGACCCCGGCUCGGGCCUCUACGAUGCUGACUCGGAGCUCGACGUCUUUGAUGGGUACUUGGAAUAGGGUCUCGACUGCCAUUCCCCUCUUCCCUCCACGAUCCGCAAUCCACUCCCUGGACCACCGCCCAGAUCAUGCCGCCGCUGCUGGUUGGGGGCACCAUCUGGACAGGGAUGGGACCCCAGGAGGAGGCCCUCCCCUGCCUCCGAGACCUGCCUUCUCCCCUCAAAAGCUUCGUGCCAACAGAGAGGUUCCUUUUCAGACCCAGGAGGGUAGAAUGCAGAUUGGGACUGACUGCUGAGGUUGGGAAGGCCUCUGCUCCCACAGAAGGGGGAAGGCAAGGGGUGUCCCAAGACCUCAUCGGCCUGCAGCAUCACACCGACGGCCUGGCCUUGGCUUCUGAUUAUUUGCAACUGCGAUGGAUGUUUACAGGAACCCAGCCAGAGUUUGCCUCCCUGCACUUCACCCCGGAGCGCACCUGCUUCCCCCACUUCACCUUCAGAGAGGACACUUCAAACUGUGGACACACGCAGAAGCGACUCCCAGCUCCAUUUGAUGUGAGUUGAGCCUUCAGGCCAGCUGGGUUUAGCCCAAGGCUGGUCUUAGAUGCAGACUGUUUCAGGGAGUGACUCAGAAGAAAAAGAAGCCGAGGAAGCUGUCGGGGGGUGCUGAGGGUGGGAUUCUCGCUUCUUCAUUUCAGGUUACUCGUUCUUCAGCAAGUUGGCAAAACAAGUUCCUCAUGCUGGGGAGUGCCACGUGACUCCCCUGGCUGGAAAUGCUUUUCUGAAAGCAUGAGUGUUGUGCCUACUUAAUUCUGAUAAACCUGUUUGAGCAAUACUUAGGAGGCUGACUUCUUUGGAUUAAACAAAAAUGUAUGCAACUCCAA
Molecule: messenger RNA, 1859 nt
Organism: Sapajus apella (tufted capuchin)
Lineage: Eukaryota; Metazoa; Chordata; Mammalia; Primates; Cebidae
Gene: DEXI
Product: Dexi homolog
Exons: 2
Coding region: 752-1039 (95 amino acids)
Source: RefSeq, a predicted model, not a curated record